CAGCGUAUUGAAAAGAAAGAAACGGGUUUGCCAUGUUUUCAAUCUCCUUUACAUGCCUCGCUAUUCUUUAGAAGGCUUGCCUCUGCUUUACCAUUCACUGUCUGUAUAAAAUUACACUUUGCCACACUUUUAUAAGGCAAAAGAGAAACAAACGUGGUCGGGGUUGUUCUGACACGAAGGAGCUGGUUAUUAUCAUGGCUGUGCUGUACAGAUCGGCAUUGUAAGAAAUCCUUUCGCGUAUAAUAAUCCUGAACCGAGAUAGGAGCCGCUGCGCGCCGGGACAAAUCACAUGACCGAGAAAGGGCUUGCUGAAACGAGUCGGACUGAGCAAGAGUAAACUUUGAGAGAGAGAGAGAAGGAAGGAAGGGAGGGAGCACCGCAGCUCCGAAAUAACACAGGAUAUCGCAUUGGCAGGCUCGCUGAGAUUCAGAUCACACAACAUAAAGGAUGGGUGUCUGUAGGUAAGGAGCGAUGGAGAGGCAAUCGGACGCCGCGGCAGUCCCGCAGAGGAAAGCGAUGGGCUCGCCCCAGAACGGGGAUGAGGGAUCAAACCGAGGCGCUGUCCCGGGGAAUCUCUGUCAGCCUCUCCUCUCGCCUUGCAGCAGCAGCGGCUUGCAAGGAGUCGUGGACUCGGAAGGGCGUGUGGACGAGUCGAGGCUGAGAGCGUACAUCUUCAAACAAGGUGGCGUGCUGCCCGGGGAUCGGAGGCUGGUGUGGGGGUUCCUGUUCGGGAUGUACCCCUGCAGCUCGACGGCGCUGGAGCGGGCCGCGCUGUCCGAGGAGCUGGGAGUCCGCUACCAGACCAUGAAGAGGAAGUGGCAGAGGGAGCUGCCCGGGGCGGUGCGCAUGCGGCUCAACGGGACGGACGAGGAGCUGAUCGCUGCUGUGAAGCGCUUUGAGCGAAGUCGACUCGAGGCCGAGGAAUCGGAAGCAGAGGAAAGCGAGGAGGCGAGGGAGAAGAAGGCCUUCCUCAAACUGCAGGCUCAGGUUCUCAUUGACCGGGUGCAGCUGGACAUCGAGGAGCUGCAGGAAGCCGUCCGGAUCAUAGACAAGGACGUGCCCCGGACUGAGAGGGACCUGGACUACUUCCUGGGCGAGGGUUCUGCUAACUUGCUGGUGUUGAGGGAGGUUCUGAUCACCUUCGCCGCGUUCCACCCAGACGUGAGCUACACUCAGGGUAUGAACGAGCUCUGCAGUCGCUUCCUGGAGGUGCUCGACUCUGAGAGGGACUCUUACUGGUGCUUCUCCUCCUACAUGGAGAAGAUCGCAGACGACUUCAAAGCCGACGGGCUGCGCAGGAAAAUCGAGCUGGAGGUGAAGCUGCUGCAGGAGUUGGACCCCGAGCUUCACGCUCACCUGGGGAGAGAGGAUCUGGGCAGCCUGACGUUCUGCCACAGGUGGCUCCUGCUGGGGUUCCAGAGGGAGUUCGAGCACAGCGACGCUCUGCGGCUCUUUGAGAUCCUGAGCAGCAACCAUCUGGAGCUGAACGAGAUCCGGGACCAGGAGAGACUGAGGGGAGGAGGGGAGGGGAGGACGGAGCUGCCCCCCUCUGUGAACCCCGACUUCACCUUCGAGCUGUUCCUCUGCACGGCCAUCCUGCUGGAGCACAGAGCCACGCUGCUGAGCUGCCCCAGCGAGGUGCAGCUCAUCCAGUUCACUAACAGUUUGCAAGGUAAGCUGGAUCUGAACGCCACGCUGCAGAAAGCGGAAGAGCUUUUUAUUAAGUACUGCAAGAAGUCUGUGCUGGACUGUUUCAAGAACCACUGCCUGCCGUCUAAAGACAGGGAGCCCUUCAGCUUCCCUCUGCGAAGCUUCUUCUCCUGAGCGGCAGGGAGGAGAGACACACCCCCCCAAACCCCGAACCCCAGGCCACUGCAGUAAUAAGAGAGGAGAGGCUGGCGCCCGGACCUGUCGCAGUGAAACACGAGACACAAGACACAGCUGUGCCUGGGCGACAGGAGACACCCGGCGAUGUGCUCAUUCCAAGAACGAGUCUGGCAUUGAUCCCGGACGAGCCUCCGGAAGAAUCGUGUGCGAGUGAAGCGAGCACGGCACGGCAGCGCUGCGUGGAGAGGGCUGUUUGUAGAGCAGUGUGUCUGAAAUAAAAGAGAGAGCUGAA
This is a messenger RNA of Acipenser ruthenus (sterlet), 2119 nucleotides long. RefSeq names its product TBC1 domain family member 15-like. Gene Ontology annotation, molecular function: GTPase activator activity. The coding region runs from base 472 to 1824 and encodes 450 amino acids. NCBI's taxonomy places the organism in Eukaryota, Metazoa, Chordata, Actinopteri, Acipenseriformes, Acipenseridae. The transcript has 10 exons. Gene Ontology annotation, biological process: activation of GTPase activity. The record is from RefSeq and is a predicted model, not a curated record.